AUGACCAAAUUCAGCAGCCUAGAAGACCCUGGCUUCAUCGAUGUUUACAAAACGCUGCUUCGGUGGAUAUUGGAUAUACAAAAACAAGUAAUCCACUGGCUCCUGCAGAGCUUGGACAGCCAAAAACGGUGGGAACGCAUCCAGCAAAUCGAUGAUGCGUACAAGGGGACUUGUUCCUGGAUUUUUGACCCUGAUCUUCCAUUUCAGAAGUGGCUCUGUCAAAGUACAAUUGAGAACAGUCCCUUUUUCUGGAUUCAAGGCAGGCCAGGCUCCGGUAAAUCUACUUUGAUGAAAAAAGUACUUAUAGAUUCAAGGACGCAGGAAUACCUUUCCCUGUGUUCCUCCAGGAAAUGGAACUUGAUCCCAUUUUUCUUCCAUGAUCGCGGAUCUCGGGUUCAGAAAUCAAUUAACGGUCUCCUUCAAGAUAUUCUCUAUGGUCUCCUCGACGCUGACAAGUCACUUUCGAGGUUCAUAAAGGAUCCAGUGAUACGAAAGGCAUUUUUAAGAGCGGUAGUUCAAACGGACAGCACGCACAAUGCAAUGCUGGAUUUCAGCUCCGUUGUUAAGGCCCAUGAAUGGUCGACCAAAGGUCUCGCAGAUAUAUUGAAAGCACUCCUGUCGCAAGAUGAGGUGGAAUUGAAUGUGCUGUUCUUUAUUGAUGCCCUUGACGAACAUUCAGGGAAUCACCGAAAUCUAUUGAGUACUAUCAAUUCUUGUCUUGUGGAACGUUCAUCACCAAAGGUGAAAGUGAAGCUUUGUGUUGCAAGUCGUGCAGAACCCAUUUUCCGCAUUGCUUUCCAAGAUGUCCCGACUCUAGAGGUCCAUCUCUAUACGAAAGGUGACAUACGGCUGUACGCGCAUGAACAGAUCAGGCUCUACCUGAACGAAGAGGACGGUGCACGGGAUGCUGAGAAACUCGACGCCCUUACAACAGAAAUCACGGAUAAAGCGAGUGGUAUGUUCAUAUGGGUGCGUAUAGUGGUGGAAGAGCUUAUCGAAAGACUCAUCGAUGGCUACACAGUGGUGCAACUGCGUGAAAUUCUGUUGGAAAUACCGGAAGAACUUCAGGAUCUGUAUCGUCGCGUUCUCUCCAGAAUAAAGCCACAAUAUGCACUCCAUUGCUACGUUCUCUUCCAGAUCUUUCUCUGUAUGGAGGAACGAGGGAUCACAGCUCAAACAAUACUCACUGUGACUGAAGUCGUCGUGCAUCACAAGUACGAAUCAAUACCAGCGCAGGCGCAAUCAAGAAAAUUAGCAAGCUAUUCUGGGGGCCUGAUAGAGCUUGUGAAGAACUCCAGCAAGCCCCAACUCAUUCAUCAGACCGUCAGAACCUUCUUAAAGGACUCUCACAGUGCGUGUCACAUGGUGCCCCAAAUUUCAGAACCGUUGCAAGAUGGGAUGGCUUAUCUUACAGCAUUCUGUGUACAUGUUGCGGUCCGAGAGAGGCUUCAUAUAGCCGAAGACAAUGGACAUCGUCUUUUAUGUCUUUUCAAUUAUGCAGCUGAGACCGAGACAAUGCAGUCAGAGGACUUAGUGAAAAUGUUAGAUCGUCUGUCGACUGAACCAGAUUGUUCUGACGAAUUAAAGCCGAUUUUCGCUAAUGCCAUUGACUAUACGAUAGAUGGGCUUCAUGUGAUCCAAGAAAUUGCCAGUAAUGGAGGUCUCAUGGCUUAUCACGAAGAACACCCCUGGCUCAGUCAAGGACUCAGCCUAAAUAGCAAGUUAUUUCCAGAAAGCCAAUCAUCACUACCCAGAGAGCAUACCACACUCUUAAGACCUUACGACAUUUUGUCGGCUGCAAUAUCUAGUGGUGUCUUGCCCUACGCCGAGAACAAACUCAGUAGUGGCCUGCUACCGACCACCAUGAUGAAUCGAGCUCCGCUGCUGCACUACGCGGUAACAUCGUCAUUCAUCACCUGGCAGUAUGUUAGCUCUGGAUACUACGAAAGAAGAACUGCGACUGCGGCAACGUUGAUUAGACUUUGCAUAAGUCAAGGCGCAGAUCCUAACACUCAAUAUAAUGGUAUGGCGGCCUUGGGAUUCCUUGUAAGUCUCCGACCAACAUCCAUGGGGAGACCUAUUUCCAUCGCCAAUUGGACUUCUAUAUUCAAGACUAUGACAGCUCUACUCGAAGCUGGGGCUGACCCAAACGAGAUGAUCUUGAGUGGGGGAAGAUUCCAGAGAUCUCUUCUUAGCUAUGUUCUCAGGCUAGCUUCAACCUCAGAUGACAACGCCUUAGAAAUGGUCAGAACCCUACUGGAACAUGGUGCCAAUACCAAUCUAGCUGAUGCAGACGGCUUCAGGCCUCUAUUCUUUGCGCUUGAUCGAGUGCAUAUUAAAGCCGCCAAACUUCUCUUGGAAUUUGGAGCAGAUCCAGGCGACCUUGGGAAUGGAAGAGUUGCCAAUACUGAAAAGUAUCUGGUGGUAUAA
Molecule: messenger RNA, 2430 nt
Organism: Bacidia gigantensis
Lineage: Eukaryota; Fungi; Ascomycota; Lecanoromycetes; Lecanorales; Ramalinaceae
Exons: 2
Coding region: 1-2430 (809 amino acids)
Molecular function (GO): protein binding
Source: RefSeq, a predicted model, not a curated record